GGGGCGGCGGGGCGGCCGGCGGUCCUGCGCGCUCGGCGGCGGCGUCUCCAUGGGGCUGGCCCGCGGCGCCCCAGCGCUCUGAGGUGGAUAGCAAAUUCGGUGUUCAUCAGACCAUCCCCCCUGCUGCACUGGGGCGCACGCAUCCUCAGCGGGAUUUGGAAUUCCGGAGAAUUGCCUUUGUGAGAAAUUGGCCACCAUUUCUUUAAGUUCCAUUUCUUUUUGUUACGUUUUGGAGGAACUUCAAGAAACCAUGAACAACUUCGGUAAUGCUGAAUUAGACUGCCAUUUCCUCGAUGAAGGCUUUACUGCCAAGGAUAUUCUGGACCAAAAAAUUAAUGAAGUUUCAUCUUCUGAUGAUAAGGAUGCCUUCUAUGUGGCCGACCUGGGAGACAUUCUAAAGAAACAUCUGAGAUGGUUAAAAGCUCUUCCUCGGGUCACCCCCUUUUAUGCAGUCAAAUGCAAUGAUAGCAGAACCAUAGUGAAGACCCUUGCUACCAUUGGGACGGGAUUUGACUGUGCCAGCAAGACUGAAAUACAAUUGGUACAAAGUCUUGGGGUGCCUCCGGAGAGGAUUAUCUAUGCAAAUCCUUGUAAACAAGUGUCUCAGAUUAAGUACGCUGCCAACAACGGAGUCCAGAUGAUGACUUUCGAUAGUGAAGUUGAACUGAUGAAGGUGGCCAGGGCACAUCCGAAGGCAAAGUUGGUUUUGCGGAUUGCCACCGAUGAUUCCAAAGCAGUCUGUCGCCUCAGUGUUAAAUUCGGUGCCACACUCAAAAUCAGCAGGCUUCUCUUGGAACGGGCGAGAGAGCUGAAUAUUGACAUCAUCGGUGUCAGCUUCCACGUGGGAAGUGGCUGCACCGAUCCUGAGACCUUCGUGCAAGCCAUCUCCGAUGCCCGCUGUGUCUUCGACAUGGGAGCUGAGGUUGGUUUCAACAUGUAUCUGCUUGAUAUCGGUGGUGGCUUUCCUGGAUCUGAGGAUGUGAAGCUUAAAUUUGAAGAGAUCACCAGUGUUAUCAACCCAGCCCUGGACAAGUACUUCCCGGCCGACUCGGGCGUGAGCAUCAUAGCCGAGCCCGGCAGAUACUACGUUGCAUCAGCCUUCACGCUCGCAGUUAACAUCAUUGCCAAAAAACUCGUAUUAAAGGAACAGACAGGCUCUGAUGAUGAAGAGGAGUCCAAUGAACAAACCUUUAUGUAUUACGUGAACGAUGGUGUGUACGGCUCAUUCAACUGCAUCCUCUACGAUCACGCGCACGUGAAGCCCCUCCUGCAGAAGAGACCCAAACCAGAUGAGAAGUACUACUCAACCAGCAUAUGGGGACCGACGUGCGACGGCCUGGACCGCAUUGUCGAGCGCUGCGACCUGCCCGAGAUGCACGUGGGCGAUUGGAUGGUGUUUGAGAACAUGGGCGCCUACACAGUCGCGGCUGCUUCUACUUUCAACGGGUUCCAGAGACCGACCAUCUACUACGUGAUGUCGGGGCCGACGUGGCAACUGAUGCAGCAGAUCCAGAGCCGCGACUUCCCGGCCGAGCUGGAGGAGCCGGACGCCAGCCCCCUGCCCGUGUCCUGCGCCCGGGAGAGCGGGCUGAAGCGCCCCCCGGCCACCUGUGCCUCCACCAGCGUUAACGUGUAGGUGCUGCUCCUGUAGCUGUUAGCUUCGAGUUGAGCUUGGAUUGGGGGAUCGGGGGGGACCGUUUAACUUAAUUCCUGCUAGUUUUGAGAUGUCUGUAAGUAGGGUCGGCACGGAUGCAACAGUGUGGAAGACGAGGAGAUGGGGUCACUUAUCUGUGUUCCUAUGGAAACUAUUUGAAUAUUUGUUUUAUAUGGAUUUUUAUUCAAUUUUCAAACAUGCUACUAAGGGGCGUCCCUCCGCUGCUGAGCAAGCGUUUGUAGCUUGUACUUUGGCAGAACGGGCCAAAAGCUUAGUGUUGUGACCUGUUUUAAAAAUAAAAUAUCUUGAAAUAA
This is a messenger RNA of Neogale vison (American mink), 1968 nucleotides long. RefSeq names its product ornithine decarboxylase 1 (gene ODC1). The coding region runs from base 251 to 1636 and encodes 461 amino acids. The record is from RefSeq and is a predicted model, not a curated record. The transcript has 12 exons. Lineage: Eukaryota; Metazoa; Chordata; Mammalia; Carnivora; Mustelidae. Gene Ontology annotation, molecular function: ornithine decarboxylase activity. Gene Ontology annotation, cellular component: cytoplasm.